Messenger RNA from Hymenoscyphus albidus, 1646 nucleotides. Lineage: Eukaryota; Fungi; Ascomycota; Leotiomycetes; Helotiales; Helotiaceae. The record is from the annotation of a GenBank genome assembly.
AUGAAACUCUCUCAAUUGGUCUUCGGGUUUGGGGUCUUCGCCUCCACGUUUUCAUGUGCAUCGCCAACCGACACAAGACCCCUCAGAGAUUCUGUAAAUAGACUCCAUCAUAAUUGCUUACCCAUUCCUUCCACUUCAAAGUUUGAAUUCUAAUCAAAUUCCCAGAAUAAACUCCGCCGUCUCCUCACUCGCUCAGCGCUUCUCUCCAAAGCCAAAACUCUCCAAAAUUUCGCCUACGAUACCCCCAAACGAAAUCGACAAAUCGGAACUCCAGGUCAUAAUGCAACCAUAAAUUGGAUAUACGAUACCAUAAACCAAUUUCCAGAUUAUUAUGAGAGCUACUUGCAGCCGUAUGAUAUGCUUCUGCAUGAAGAUGCGAAUCUUACUGUGAACGGCAAGGCAUUGGAGGUUUAUUCUUUGGGGAUGAGUCCGUCAGGGAAGGCGAAGGGCCCGGUUGUUCAUAUUCCGAAUUUGGGAUGUGAUAAAGCAAGUGAACGCCUGCGGUGACGUUGAAAAGUUCUGAGGAAUGACUUGCUGACUUGUCGGGAUUAGUCUGAUUUUCCAGCCGAUCUUACUGGGAAGAUUGCACUGAUUCUGAGGGGAGAUUGCCAAUCUGCUGUUAAAGAUGCGUAUGCUGGAGCUGCUAAUGCUAGUGGUGUUCUUAUUUAUAAUACUGGAAACGCGAUUUAUAGCACCAUGAAUGGGUAUUCGCUUCAGCUGGUUUCGACACCUGAAGGUCCUUAUGUGCCAACUGGGGGCAUAACGAGACCGGAUGGGGAUGCUAUUAUUGCUCUACUUGAUGCAGGGGUUGAGUUUAUUGCUGAUUUGUCCACUUUGACGCUUCACUUCAAAAGGACCGGGAGUUAACGACAACGGCUCCGGCUCAAACACACUCCUCGAGAUUGCAGUUCAACUCACAAACUUCUCUAUCAACAACGCGGUUAGAUUUUCUUGGUACACCAAGUAUAUUCUCCCUCCGUUAUUUCAAAACUAAUUAGGAAAUAGGUGGACAGCAGAAGAGCCCGGUCUUCUCGGGGCGACAUACUAUGUGGCUCAUCUCAACCAAUCUGGGAUCAACAAAAUUCGUCUUCUCCUAAGUGAGUUUUACAACCCAUAUUGCUCUCCGUUUACUGAAGUUCCUUUCCUCAGAUUUCGACAUGCUAGCAAGCCCCAACUACGCGUAUCAAAUAUACGACGGCGACGGAUCAGCCUUCAACUCAACAGGGCCCCCAGGAUCCGCGGAAGCAGAACAUGCCUUCCAAGACUACUUCACAAACGAAGCGCACCAAGGAUGGACAGAAACAGAAUUUGACGGACGUUCUGACUAUGGACCCUUCCUAGAUGUGAGCAUCGCAUGUGGAGGCCUUUUCACUGGUGCAGAGGGAAAUAAAACAGUUCAAGAGGCAGCUCUGUUUGGUGGCGAAGCGGGAAAGCCGUAUGAUGUGAAUUAUCAUUUGGCUGGGGACAAUGCUACGAACUUGAAUAUUGGGGCUUGGAUCGAGAAUACCAAAGCUAUUGCCCAUGUACUUGCGGGCUAUGCGAGAAGCUUUGACUCGUUACCUCCGAGGAAUGUUUCGGUUGCUGCCAAGAGGGAGGUACUUGCGAAGAGGGGGGCGCUUAGAAAGAGAGGUUCACCUCGAUACUAG